Molecule: messenger RNA, 3108 nt
Organism: Platichthys flesus (European flounder)
Lineage: Eukaryota; Metazoa; Chordata; Actinopteri; Pleuronectiformes; Pleuronectidae
Gene: cdx1b
Product: caudal type homeobox 1 b
Exons: 3
Coding region: 483-1418 (311 amino acids)
Biological process (GO): embryo development; anterior/posterior axis specification; regulation of transcription by RNA polymerase II
Cellular component (GO): nucleus
Molecular function (GO): DNA-binding transcription factor activity, RNA polymerase II-specific; RNA polymerase II transcription regulatory region sequence-specific DNA binding
Source: RefSeq, a predicted model, not a curated record
AGUGAGACAGAGAGAGAGAUGGAGAGAGAGAGAGAGAGUUACUCACUCUACCUGAAGACAGGUGAGAGAGAGACAGAGAGAGAGAGACAGAGAGAGAGAGAGCGAGAGGGUUACUCACUCUACCUGAAGACAGGUGUGAGAGAGACAAAGAGAGACAGAGAGAGAGAAUCACUCACUCUACCUGAGGACAGAUGAGAGAGAGACAGAGACAGAGAGACACUCACUCUACCUGAGGACAUGAGGUGAGAGACAGACAGAGAGAGAGUCACUCACUCUACCUGAGAACGGGUGAGAGAGAGAGAGAGAGAGAGAGAGAGAGAGAGUCACUCACUCUACCUGAGGACAGGUGAGAGAGAGAGAGAGAGAGAGAGAGAGAGAGAGAGAGAGACAGAGAGAGAGAGAGACAGAGAGAGAGAGGGUCACUCACUCUACCUGAGGACAGGUGAGAGACAGGUGCGUGGACGGACAGGCUGGGGCUCAGUAUGCAGAGGGACCCCCCCUCACCUGGAGCCAUGUUCGUCAGUUACCUGCAGCUGGAUAAGGAACCCCCCAUGUACCCGCACCAGAACCCGGGCACCCGGCACCCGGGGCUCGGCCUCAGCCCGCAGAGCUUCCCGGUGUCCGCCUCGCCUCAGUACUCUGACUUCGGCUACCACCACCACCACCACCACCACGGCCUCAGCAACGACCCGCACCCGGUGCAGCAGGCCGGGCCGGGCGCUGGUGGCUGGAGCCCGGCCUACCCCCCACCUCCUCCGGCCACCCGGGACGACUGGUCCACCCACCACUACGGACACCAGGCCGCCGCCGCCGCAGCGGCCGCGGCUGCCGGGGGAGGUCCCGCAUCGUCCUCGGUGCCCGGAGCGGUGGGUCCCCCCCUGGGGUUCAGCCCCCCGGAGUUCCCCGGGCAGCCUCCAGCGCUGCUGCCGGGAGCGGGGCAGCUGUCCCCCGGGUCCCCGCUGAGGAGGAACCCGUACGACUGGAUCCGUCGCUCCUCCGCUCCGCCCGCCAACCCAAACGGAAAGACUCGGACCAAAGACAAGUACCGCGUGGUUUACACCGACCACCAGCGCCUGGAGCUAGAGAAGGAGUUCCACUACAGCAGGUACAUCACCAUCCGGAGGAAGGCGGAGCUCGCCACGGCGCUUAGCCUCUCGGAGAGACAGGUGAAGAUCUGGUUCCAGAAUCGCCGGGCGAAGGAACGUAAGAUCAACAAGAAGAAGCUGCAGCAGCCCGCCUCCUCCACGACCACGCCCACCCCGCCCAACGGGAGCAGUGGCAGCGGAGGAGGAGGAGGGGGAGGGGGAGGGGGAGGCGGUUUCCAUAGAAACGGAGGCAGCAGUGUCCCCAUGGUGACGAGCAGCAGCGGGAUGGUGUCCCCCUCGUCGCUGCCUCUCAACAUCAAAGAGGAGUACUGACCAGGACCAGGACGCUGGUUUCAGGGAUCGCAACCAAAAGUGAAUUCAUGGGACUGAAAGACGUUUUGCGUCCCGUCCCCGUGGAGAGGAAGUUCACAGAAGUUCUUCAGCCUCCAGCUGCAGGUGGUUCGUCCCGAGGAUCGACUGCACAGAGGAAAUCAGUCGUUUGGUUUCAUCCAGACUCAACACGCUUCUAGAACCUUCUUCUUAUCAUUUGUUCUGUUGGUGAAAACAUUUUCUUAACGCUUGUAGUUUUAGUCGAACUUUAUUCAACUUCAUUGAACUUUAUUUGAAUGCAGAGAUCCUGCAAUUUCCACGUAAGAUAUUUCCAUGUGGGUGAAUCCUUCAUCAUAAAUAAUCAUAUCAUCAUUGAGUGACAGUUUGUGCGAAAACAUUUGUUUUUAUCUCUUUAGCUUAAAUGCAGUUGUCAGAGUUUUGUUUUUAUCAUUUUUUUAUGAAGUAAAGUAAAGUAUUUUCACAAUUAAUUAACAAAUGUAUUCUCAGGCCAUAGGGGGCGAUGAAAUCCUGUUAUAUGAAUUUAAAAACUCACACGACGCCAGCACUUCUAUUCGUUCAAACGUUGUCAGUAACGGCUCAGAGGCUCCGCCCUCACCGGAUUGUCAUCACUGUUGCUAUGGUUUCACCUGGCGUCCUACAUGACUCUGAAUCAGAGACCAGUGUGAACUGGUCUCAUUCCAGUUUGAAACUCUGGUUUGUGUUUGAGUCUGAACAGAAACUCAGACGUUCUCGUCCUGAUUGGUUCUCAUCAGUCACAUGACUCGACUUCCAGCGGUGAACAUAAAGCGUUGCUAACACUUCCUGUUAGUAACAUUUCCUGUCAGUCUCACUUCCUGUCAGUAGCACUUCCUGUCAGUGACACUUCCUGUCAGUCUCACUUCCUGUCAGUGACUCGUCACCUUCACUGUUCCUCCCAUAGAUAGAUAUAUAUCUAUAAAGGCUAGAAGUCUCAUCCAUGUUUCUGGUCAACGGAGUCGAACACCCGCUCAUGGCGGCCAUCUUGCCACAGGCAGCUCGCCCACCCAUUACAUUGUGUUGGUACUUUCUGAUUAAAAAAAUUAAAAAAAAAUCUUGAUGUAUAUUUGUAAAGGGAAUUUAGCAAGUUAUGGUUAUUUAAAAAGUACGUACCACUACAACACAAUGUUAUGGGUGGGCGAGCUGCCUGUGGUAAGAUGGCCGCCAUGUGCAGACACUCGACUCCAUUGGCCGAGACAUCUAGACUUUAUAUAUAUAUCUAUGGAGACAUCUAGACUUUAUAUAUAUCUAUGGAGACAUCUAGACUUUAUAUAUAUAUCUAUGGUUCCUCCUUCAGAGGAGUUUCUGUAACUAAGCAACCAACUGCAGAGGAGACAAUCUACUUCCUGUUUACAUCACAUGACCAGUGUAGGUGAACGGUCAUGUGACGUGUGGACGGAGUCUAAGUACAUUAAUACCCAUGAGUCUGAGCUCCACAAUAAUCCUGCUAGAUGUUUGAAUAUUCCAUAGAAGGAGAUCCCCAGCAUCACGUGCACUGUGCACGGUGAGUUAAUCAGUGAUCAACAGUAAUAAACUGACGACGGUUCAAACUUCCCUCCUGUUUGUAUUCUGCUCCAUGUUCAGGAAAUGACCUGUACAUGUUUCUUUUCAUGUGAAUAUUUUCUAAUGGAAUUUCUAUUAAACCUCAAAGAAUUUA